ACAAAAUCCUACUUCCUGUAACAUGUAAAACAAAAUGGAUGGGAAUAAGGACGAAAGCGAGCGGUGUAUUUCGCUUGCGAAGAAGUAUUUGGCAGAAGGCGAGAAAUCAAAAGCUUUAAAAUUUCUCAAUAAAGCAGAAAGGCUUUAUCCUUCACCAAAAGCGAAAGAAUUGAUGGAUCAAAUUAGUACUAUGAAUGGAACGACUCCAGGAGGAAAAAAAACACAUUCUGAAGAGAGCACAAAAGAAAAUGUCCGACAGAGGAAAGGUAGUAUGGGAAGAACUGCCUCAGAAGAAAAGCAAGGAGAGUCUGAUACAGUAGACAGAAGUUACACACAAGAUCAGAUAGAUGCAGUGAAGAGAGUAAAGAAAUGUAAAGAUUACUAUGAUAUACUUGGGGUGCAGAAAGAUGCUGCAGAAAAUGAUUUAAAGAAGGCAUAUAGAAAACUAGCUUUACAGAUGCAUCCAGACAAAAACAAAGCCCCUGGAGCAACAGAAGCAUUUAAAGCUAUUGGUAAUGCCUUUGCUGUUCUCAGUGACACAGAAAAAAGAAGGAAGUAUGAUUUGUAUGGUCCCGAGACUGACACAACUACAGACUCACGGAGAGGUCACCAUGAUUAUACACAUGGUUUCGAAGGUGACAUAUCUCCAGAAGAGCUAUUUAACAUGUUUUUCGGUGGAGGAUUUCCUACAAACCAUGUGUACACAACACACCGACAACGGCAUACACAUCAGCAUCACCAGCACACCCGUGCUAGUAAUGUCUCCAACGAUGGGAGCUACACUUUACUACUGCAGUUAACGCCAAUUAUCUUACUAGUCCUUCUAUCCCUUCUUAGUAGUUUCUUUGUCAGCGAUCCACUGUUCAACAUGCACAAAACAGAAAAAUAUUCUGUUCAAAGAAAAACAGGAAAUCUUCAAGUUCCAUAUUAUGUAAAAAGAGAUUUUCGAGUUGAAUUCAAGAGUGAUUUACGGAGGUUAGAACGGCAAGUAGAGGAAGAGUAUAUAUCAUCGUUACGCCAAAACUGUUGGAGGGAAAGAAGCUAUAAAGAGAAUAUGCUGUGGAGAGCAAGGAAUUAUGCAGAUGGAAAAUUAUAUGAAAAAGCUAGCAACUUAGAGACUCCAUCAUGUGAUCAGUUGAACAAGAUAUAUUCUUCAUGAUACCUCUUGCUAAACGAGCGUGAUCGGAAUGUGAUGUUAGUUCCUUUUUUUUCAACUUCCCUGUGAUGACAGAAUGGAACUAUUGGUUCCAUGUGGCCCUAACGACCAACCCGUGGAGUUGUGAAUUCUUGAUGACCUGUAACAUGUCAGGAUUUGAGUUUUAUUGUUACCAUAGACUUGAAACACUGGUAUCUAGAUGUAAGUUAGAUCAAUAAAAGACAAUGUUUUGGAACAUUGCAAAACACUUGUACUAUAAAAUCAUAAUUAUUAACAGCAUUUUAUCAAUUUGUUUUAAACAUUGUUUCCUAUUAUUUCCACUAUGAUUAAUACAUGUAGCUAGUUAUACUUCUACCAUCAAAUAGGAAAUUGACUUAGAUACUUAUUAAAGUGUUUGAAAAGUUCCAAAACUUUUUCUUUUGUGAAAGCAGUGCAGGUAAACUAUUUUUCAUGGAUCAGGCGACAAUGUUAAAAGUUUCAAAGCAGGUGGUGAUGAUGAAUUACAAAAUUUGUUUAGGAAAAUUGUCUGUGGGUUACAUUACUGUUUUUGUCAAUUACACACAAAGCCUUCAAUGUUUCUUGUGUGUACCCAGAUGAUUUUAGAGAUGACAGUUACGUUAACUGACAUAAUAUGAUCGUGUUUGAUAUGAAGAAUGGAAGUUUAUUUGAUUGAUAAAUAUUGUAUAAAAUAACAAUUUUAAAUAGUACCCCAGGCUUGUACUACCGUGGUCCUGAGCAGUUGAAGAUACACUGCCAUAGACAAUAGAACAUGAUGUAUAAUAUUUCCUUGUGUUUUGAUUUGUAAUCCUGUCGAGUCAAUCAGUGGAUGUUGUUCAUAUACAUGCAUGGUCAGAAAAAAUGACACCUAGUAUCACAGUUAGUUUCUGGUAACUUUAAAAGAAAAGGAUGUGUUAUUGAAAAUCAGGGAUUCUCUUUGUUGUCCAGAUUAGAUUGUGUGACCAAAAUGUUGUGUGAGGAUGAGGGAGGUGAGUGAGGUGUGAAAUCCAGCGUGGCGCGACUGUUUUUGUGUAAUACAGAUUGUGAUGUAUGUAUCCAGAUCUAAGUGAAGUGAUGAACACGUGUAAAUAAAAAGUGCUCGAGUAGAGAAUUUGAACCCCACGUAAUGAUAUGUAACCUGGUGUGUUAUAUGUGUUGUCAUCGAUUAUAAGCAUUUAUAGAUUUUAUUUGGUGAAUGAUGCAUGUUUCUUCAUACCAGUAAAUUCUUACUUUUGAAGAUCACUUUUUACUUAGUAAAUCAAAUAUUAUUUCUUUUAAUUUUUGAGAUGGGAAAUCACCUAAAUUUGAAACGUGCCUGGAUAAGCAACUUUUAGAGAAUUGAAUUCACUGAUAAAAUCAGUCCCAGUCAUUUCUCCAGUAGCUAGUACAGAUGUAUGCUUAAUGAGUAAUCAUAAAUUUCUUCCUCAAUAAUUUGAGGAUGAAAUCAGAGGUUCUAAAAUUUUAAACUGAUUAGUAUCAUAUACUGUAAGGCAUUCCAGAUUUUACUCUGAUGGGCUCAAAAUUAGAAGAAUUUAAACGAUUAGAUAGGCCCAGGUAUACAGAUCUUUUUAUAUAAACAGAUGAAUGUUUGAGUGUAUGUGAUCAUUGGAUGUGAUUGUUGUAGUGGUAAAAAUGUUCAUAUAUUAAACAAAUAUACUUUUUUUUUUUUUUUUCAAAGAUAGUUAAUAUAUGAUAUUUUUAUUAUCCUGUGUAUUCUAAUGUAAACUUUUGUUAUUUGAUUUGUGUAAAUAUAAAAACCGUCUCUAUUUAUAAGUGUCAGUAGUGGUAUUUUGUACGGAUGUUGAUUACUAGUGCAAUCAUUGUUAACUUUGUAACCUAUCAAUAAAUUGUAAUAUAACUGUUAUUUAUACUGAUAACCAUCUUCAGUAUCCUAGGGAUAAGCUAUCAAUGAAUUGUAAUAUAACCGUUAUUUAUACUGAUAUCCAUCUUCAUUAUGCUAGGGAUACAUUCUUGAUUUAAUACUUACUGUAACUCUGACUUGCACAGAUCCUAUGUAAAGCUUAACCCUUGGAAUUUUUAGGGUGACUGGUAACAUGUUUUAUUAUGCAAAAUUGUGUUUUAAAAGAGAAACUAGACAAAGUCAUACAUCGUCUUAAUGGAAGAAGAUAUUUAUAUUAUAUGCAAACUUGAUUCUGUUGUGUACCAUUUACCACCCCAGGGUUUUGCUUGCCACAGGCAGGUUACAUUUAAGUGAGUAGUGCACAAUGGCUGACAGAAAUAUACCAAAGCAUGUCUCAACAUAAAUUUUACACAUGAUUUAUCAUUUCAAAGCAGGACAAAAUUUGACAAUUAUGAAAAUAUUGCAUACAUUGUAUAUUAAUAUUUAUGCUUUUAUAAUAUUUCCAACCUUUAAGUUCAAAGGCCACCAUACGACUUUUCCUGUCCCUCCAAACCAGGAUAUUGUAACGCAAAAACGAGGCACAAUCCAUUAUUUGCAACCAGUAAUCGGUAAUAACAGCAAACCAGAAUAAAUUCGUCCGAACUUGUCAUUCAAGCAAGGGAGAUAAUUUCAUGGUUAUUAAUUUUUAUAGCAAUUAAUAGUUUGGACUGAUAUUGUUAUAAAUAUUUAAGUAAUGUUGUCUUCAUUACUUGAUUAACAGUCAUUAAUGACCUUAUUGUUACCGAAAUAUCCAAAGCUUCCUAUUGACUGUUAAAAUCUAGCAAUAGAUCUGUGGAGACAUGUGACAAUUAACAUGGCCUAUUUCAUUCAUCUAAUUUGAUGUAGAGAACACACUACCAGUAUAUGGGUGCAUAAAGUGAAAACUUUCUUACACUAGACUAUUGCUAAACUAGUGCAAAUAGUUAGCACUUCAUCUUCAAAUUUUAAAACAAAAUAAACCAGUUGAUUUUUUAAUACAUAUUAGCUGUUCUAUGUUUAUCAGACAUUAGGGCUAUUCCAUAAUUAAUUGUAUUUGGGGAGGGAGGACAAAUCCUCUAUAAUUAAUAUAUUCCUUAUUUUAACGUCAUUAUUUGAUGGGAUGGCAUGGUAACAUCUGGUAAAAAUUAAUUCUGGAAUAGCCCUUUCUAAUAAUAUUAAUCAGUUUAAAACCUUGUACACUUCGCUUUGUAAAUGAUUUUGUAGAGUUUGCCCAUUUUCGUUUAUUGCGAUACAAAUGGUUGGACAGGAGUUGUUCCUUGGUGAAGUAAUGAAGGACUUAAUGAUUUUAUGUUAUUUAGGACAAGCCUUGACAAACUUUCAAGACCUGUAUUGAUAUAUAAAGGUCCGUCAAGAUUUACGCCUAAAAUAUUGCAGUAACAUCUUGCAAGACCAGUUUGUCUGUAUAAACAAACACCCUUCAGGAUUGAUGAAAACUUUUAAUCUUCAAUUUUUGUCAGAAAUAGAAAUCCACAUUAUUUGGUUGUGUAUGUUUAAAACAAGUAACCUUUAUCAAAUUGUGAAGAAUCUUUUUUUUAUUAAUGGAGUCAACUUUUAAUUUAUCUGUUAUAAUUAUGUCAAAUAGAUUUUGGAUUCAGGUACUUAAAGAGGGUCACUUUUCAUUGGUAAGUGGAUACAGUUGUAUUUAAGUUUUUUGUUUUUACCUGAAGUCAAUUUACUCAUUUUGUGAAUGCAUGCAAUACAAAUGUUUUCUACAACAAAAUUCAAUUACGAUGUACAUAAUAAACAUUGAACAUUUAUAGAUCUUGACUAGAUUAGUCCGAUAAAUGUUUUCUUUUUGCUGUGAAAUUUGAAUGGCCAUGUUUUUACACUGUCAAGUUAUGAAUGAUACCAUUUUUAUAUAGAAACAGAUUAAGUAUGUAUGUAAUAUCACUCUUACGCGAACCCUUGUGGGGUUGAUACAAUCUUAUAAGGUACAUGUACAUAAACACAUGUAUAUAUCCUCAUCAGCGUACCUUGGUGAUUGUGGAUGUUUGAUAUUUCUUGUCCACCCUUGUUUACAGUGUCGAUUCACUGUCAAUAAACUACACUCCAGAAUCGUACCAUUA
This is a messenger RNA of Pecten maximus, 5119 nucleotides long. Its product is annotated as dnaJ homolog subfamily B member 14-like. NCBI's taxonomy places the organism in Eukaryota, Metazoa, Mollusca, Bivalvia, Pectinida, Pectinidae. The record is from RefSeq and is a predicted model, not a curated record. Bases 35 to 1159 code for a protein of 374 amino acids. The transcript has 9 exons. Gene Ontology annotation, molecular function: Hsp70 protein binding. Gene Ontology annotation, cellular component: endoplasmic reticulum membrane. Gene Ontology annotation, biological process: cellular response to misfolded protein.